CUCCCAGACACCGAUGCACGCUGACCCACACAGGCUGAGCACUCAGACCCAGAGCAACUGACCCCAGGCCAAGCUCGUCCUGGCUGGCCUGGGUCAGCCUCCGGAGUAUGGUCUGGCUGGGGCCCUCUCUCCUGCUCCCCAUCCUCUUCCUUGCUUCUCAUGUAGGGGCAGCUGUGGACCUGACGCUGCUGGCCAACCUACGCCUCACGGACCCCCAGCGCUUCUUCCUGACCUGCGUGUCCGGGGAGGCAGGGUCGGGGAGGGGCUCGGACGCCUGGGGCCCGCCGCUGCUGCUGGAGAAGGACGACCGCGUCGUGCGCACCCUGCCGCCGGGGCAGCCCCUGCGCCUGGCGCGCAACGGCUCGCACCAGGUCACGCUGCGCGGCUUCUCCAAGCCCUCGGACCUCGUGGGCGUCUUCUCCUGCGUGGGCGGUGCCAGGGCUCAGCGCACGCGUGUCCUCUACGUGCACAACAGCCCCGGAGCCCACCUGCUCCCAGACAAGGUCACGCACACUGUCAACAAAGGUGACACAGCUGUGCUUUCUGCACGUGUGCACAAGGAGAAGCAGACAGAUGUGAUCUGGAAGAGCAACGGAUCCUACUUCUACACCCUGGACUGGCAUGAGGCCCGGGAUGGGUGGUUCCUGUUGCAGCUCCCAAACGUGCAGCCAUCGUCGAGCGGCAUCUACAGUGCCACCUACCUGGAAGCCAGCCCCCUGGGCAGUGCCUUCUUUCGGCUCAUCGUGCGGGGUUGUGGGGCUGGGCGCUGGGGGCCAGGCUGUGCUAAGGAAUGCCCAGGCUGCCUGCAUGGAGGUGUCUGCCACGACCAUGACGGCGAGUGCGUGUGCCCCCCAGGAUUCACUGGGACCCGCUGUGAGCAGGCCUGCAGAGAGGGCCGUUUCGGGCAGAGCUGCCAGGAGCAGUGCCCGGGCACAUCAGGCUGCCGGGGCCUCACAUUCUGCCUCCCGGACCCCUAUGGCUGUUCUUGCGGAUCUGGCUGGAGAGGAAGCCAGUGCCAGGAAGCCUGUGCCCCUGGUCAUUUUGGGGCUGACUGCCGCCUCCAGUGCCAGUGUCAGAAUGGCGGCACCUGUGACCGGUUCAGCGGCUGUGUCUGCCCCUCUGGGUGGCAUGGAGUGCACUGUGAGAAGUCAGACCGGAUCCCCCAGAUCCUCAACGUGGCCUCGGAACUGGAGUUCAACUUAGAGACGAUGCCCCGGAUCAACUGUGCAGCCGCCGGGAACCCCUUCCCAGUGCGGGGCAGCAUGGAGCUGCGCAAACCGGAUGGCACCGUGCUCCUGUCCACCAAAGCCAUCGUGGAGCCAGAUAGGACCACAGCUGAGUUCGAGGUGCCCCGCUUGGCUCUUGGGGACAGUGGGUUCUGGGAGUGCCGCGUAUCCACAUCUGGUGGCCAAGACAGCCGACGCUUCAAGGUCAAUGUCAAAGUGCCCCCGGUGCCCCUGGCUGCACCUCGGCUCCUGGCCAAGCAGAGCCGCCAGCUCGUGGUCUCCCCGCUGGUCUCAUUCUCCGGGGAUGGACCGAUCUCCUCUGUCCGCCUGCACUACCGGCCCCAGGACAGCACCAUGGCAUGGUCGGCCAUUGUGGUGGACCCCAGUGAGAACGUGACGUUAAUGAACCUGAGGCCAAAGACAGGAUACAGUGUCCGUGUGCAGCUGAGCCGGCCAGGGGAAGGGGGUGAGGGGGCCUGGGGGCCUCCCACCCUCAUGACCACAGACUGUCCUGAGCCCGUGUUGCAGCCAUGGCUGGAGGGCUGGCAUGUGGAGGGUCCUGACCGGCUGCGAGUGAGCUGGUCCUUGCCCUUGGUGUCUGCGCCACUGGUGGGCGACGGUUUCCUGCUGCGCCUGUGGGACGGGGCACGGGGGCAGGAGCGGCGGGAGAAUGUCUCGUCCCCCCAGGCCCGCACCGCCCUCCUGACCGGACUCACGCCUGGCACCCACUACCAGCUGGAUGUGCGGCUCUACCACUGCACUCUCCUGGGCCCCGCUUCGCCCCCUGCGCACGUGCAUCUGCCCCCCAGCGGGCCCCCAGCCCCCCGACAGCUGCAGGCCCAGGCCCUCUCAGACUCCGAGAUCCAGCUGACGUGGCAGCGCCCAGAGGCUCCGGCUGGGCCUAUAUCCAAGUACAUUGUGGAGGUGCAGGCGGCCGGGGGCGCAGGAGACCCGCUGUGGAUGGAUGUGGACAGGCCCGAGGAGACAAGCACCGUCGUGCGAGGCCUCAAUGCCAGCACGCGCUACCUCUUCCGAGUGCGGGCCAGUGUUCAGGGUCUUGGUGACUGGAGCAACACGGUAGAAGAGGCCACCCUGGGCAACGGGCUGCAGGGCGAGGGCCCAGUCCAAGAGAGCCGGGCAGCGGAAGAGGGCCUCGAUCAGCAGCUGAUCCUGGCUGUGGUGGGCUCCGUGUCUGCCACCUGCCUCACCAUCCUGGCCGCUCUCCUGACCCUGGUGUGCAUCCGCAGAAGCUGCCUGCACCGGAGACGCACCUUCACCUACCAGUCAGGAUCGGGCGAGGAGACCAUCCUGCAGUUCAGCUCAGGGACCUUGACGCUGACCCGGCGGCCAAAACCGCAGCCCGAGCCCUUGAGCUACCCAGUGCUGGAGUGGGAGGACAUCACCUUCGAGGACCUCAUCGGGGAGGGCAACUUCGGCCAGGUCAUCAGGGCCAUGAUCAAGAAGGAUGGGCUCAAGAUGAACGCAGCCAUCAAGAUGCUGAAAGAGUAUGCCUCUGAAAAUGACCAUCGUGACUUUGCGGGAGAACUGGAAGUUCUGUGCAAAUUGGGGCAUCAUCCCAACAUCAUCAACCUCUUGGGGGCCUGCGAGAACCGAGGUUACUUGUACAUCGCUAUUGAGUAUGCCCCCUACGGGAACCUGCUAGAUUUCCUGCGGAAGAGCCGGGUCCUGGAGACUGACCCAGCUUUUGCGCGAGAGCACGGCACGGCCUCCACCCUCAGCUCCCGGCAGCUGCUGCGUUUUGCCAGCGACGCUGCCAACGGCAUGCAGUACCUGAGUGAGAAGCAGUUCAUCCACAGGGACCUGGCUGCCCGAAAUGUGCUGGUCGGAGAGAACCUGGCCUCCAAGAUUGCAGACUUUGGCCUUUCUCGGGGGGAGGAGGUUUAUGUGAAGAAGACGAUGGGGCGUCUCCCCGUGCGCUGGAUGGCCAUUGAAUCUCUGAACUACAGCGUCUAUACCACGAAAAGUGAUGUCUGGUCAUUUGGGGUCCUUCUCUGGGAGAUAGUGAGCCUUGGAGGCACACCCUACUGUGGCAUGACCUGUGCUGAGCUCUAUGAAAAGCUGCCUCAGGGCUACCGCAUGGAGCAGCCUCGAAACUGUGACGACGAAGUGUACGAGCUGAUGCGUCAGUGCUGGCGGGACCGUCCAUAUGAGCGACCCCCCUUUGCCCAGAUCGCACUGCAGUUGGGCCGCAUGCUGGAAGCCAGGAAGGCCUAUGUGAACAUGUCGCUCUUCGAGAACUUCACUUACGCGGGCAUUGAUGCCACAGCUGAAGAGGCCUGAGCCGCCAUCCAGCUAGAACCUGGCUCUGCUGGCCGGAGCACUCUGCACUCCACCCUGUGACUUCUGACCCUGACAGCCUCUGACCUAAGCUGCCUCAAGGACUUUUUUUUUUAACUUAAGGGUGAAAAGAGGGGAUCCAAGGAUGGGGUGGGUUUAUAGGAAUUGGGUCCCAUGCUUUGCAGUUGCUCCCUUGCCCCCUGCAGCUGCUCUUGUAGCUACCCCGGGCACCCUUCCUUCUAGUUCAGCUAUCCUACAGGUGUGCUCCCCGUCCCGCUGCGCCCCACGUGCAAGCCCCCGCCCCAGGCCCUCCGUCCAAGCCAACACACACACUGCUAGCACACCCUGUUCAGCUACUCCCCACUCCCUGCCUGGUAUUCAGAAAAAAAUAAAUGCUCUGAGAAGCUCCAU
Propithecus coquereli (Coquerel's sifaka) is the source of this 3935-nucleotide messenger RNA. RefSeq names its product tyrosine kinase with immunoglobulin-like and EGF-like domains 1 (gene TIE1). Gene Ontology annotation, molecular function: transmembrane receptor protein tyrosine kinase activity; ATP binding; protein binding. The transcript has 23 exons. Gene Ontology annotation, biological process: positive regulation of kinase activity; cell surface receptor protein tyrosine kinase signaling pathway; protein phosphorylation. Lineage: Eukaryota; Metazoa; Chordata; Mammalia; Primates; Indriidae. The coding region runs from base 108 to 3527 and encodes 1139 amino acids. Gene Ontology annotation, cellular component: signaling receptor complex. The record is from RefSeq and is a predicted model, not a curated record.